CUAAAUCUCGUCAGCGACAAUAGGCGAGAGCGAUCCAUGAGGCGUCUAACCUUAUAUUAUGUCUAUGGUUGUGAGAUCUUGAAGAGAAUGACGCAGUUUUCCUGAACCGUUUCACUUCCUCAGCCGGGUGCUGUUGGAGAAACCGCCCCUCUUGCUUUCAUUUUAACAUGGCAAUUUCUCUGAAAUAACUUAGUGUUCGGAAGCACAGCACAGUGAAACGAGACUGGACUGCAAUAAGUUCGGCUGUUUUCGGAGCUAAAACCGGUCCGGACUAGGAGGUCAAGCAGCGGUGUUCGCUUCAGGAGGGCGACUGACCGUAAACAAUGGGUCAGGUAGAGGAAGCCAGAGUGUCGUGCCUUGACCUCCUCACGUGCCACAGAGAGCUGCUGGUUUCCACGCUCAGCAGCAUUCAGUGCCUCCUGGAUAACCUACUGGCCAACCGCUUCUUCUGCGAGGAAGACGUGGAGAUCGUUCAACGAACCGUCACCAAACCAAACCAGGUGCGCAAAAUCCUGGAGCUGGUUCAGUGCAAAGGAGAGGAUGCCUGUGAAUUCUUUGUUUUUAUCAUAUAUAAAAUAUGUGACGCAUAUAUAGACCUGCAGCCAUGGCUAAAAGAGAUCAACUACAAGCCAAGCGGAGACAUGGAAGAGAUGAAAGUGGUGAACACCGACCCUAUCAGCAGGUACUGUGAGAAGCAGCGACAUGAGAUGAGCCGAGACACCAGCUUCAUCAUGUCUUAUGGGCAGCAAGAUGAGACCCGAUUGGAAGAUCUCUACACAGACACUGUGAUGGAGCUGUUCAACGACGCUAAUGAAAGUUUAGGCUUCAUACAGAGUCUGAACCAGCUUCUUGGAGAAGACGGGGUCUUUAAUCCCCAAGGUGAAAUCAUCUAUGUGAUGGGGGAUGCUGGUGUUGGAAAGUCCAUCCUUCUACAAAAGCUCCAGAACCUUUGGUCCAAAAAGGAGCUGCAGACAGACGCCAUCUUCUUUUUCAAGUUUCGCUGUAGGAUGUUCAGCAUCUUCAAGGAAGCAGAUCAGAUGUCCCUCAGAGACCUUUUAUUCAAAUACAAUUGUUACCCAGAUCAUGAUCCAGAUAAUGAAGUGUUUGAUUACAUCCUGCGCUUCCCUGAUAAGGUCGUGUUUACUUUUGAUGGCUAUGAUGAAAUUCAGGAGGACAUAGACCUGAUGAAUGUUCCUGAAGUUGUGUCUCCAGAAGACAAGGCAAACUCCUUACAGUUGCUCCUCAGCUUGCUCUGUGGAAAACUACUUAAGGGCUCCAAAAAAAUACUGACAACCCGAACCGGGAUUGAAUUGCAAAGUCGAGUCAUUAAGAAGAAAGUAGUUUUGCGUGGAUUUUCUCCAGACCAUCUAAAGACGUACAUCAAACUGCAGUUCAAGGAGCAGGAGCACCGGGACCUGGUGUCGGUUCAGCUGGAUGCCAGCCCUCACCUUUGUGGCCUGUGUUCCACUCCACUCUUCAGUUGGAUUGUAUUCAAAAGUUUCCGGCACCUGCAUACGAUGCAUGAUACCUUUCAUCUGCCUGAAACCAGCAUCACGCUAACAAACAUAUUCCUUCUGCUGUCUGAGGUGUUUCUCAGCCGCUUGGCCACCCCCGCUUCUCCCCUGCUGAAGAAAAGCACCCGCUGCACCUCCGAGACAUUCAGGGUGGGGCUCAGGUCCCUUGCUGGGUUUGCUAAGCUGGCUUUGCAGGGUUUGGAGAGAGGAAGCUUUCUGUGCAGCCAAGAGGAGAUCAGUGAGUGUGAUCUCACAGAGGAGGACAUGGCCCUAGGUUUCCUCAGACCCAUUAGUGAGUUUGAUGCCAAUGAUGCCCCCGCUACCUUCGAGUUCAUCCACAUCACCCUCCAGUCGUUCUUGGCAGCAUUUGCUCUUGUGUUGGACGAGCAGACUUCUGGCAACUCCAUCCUCAAGUUCUUCACAGAAUGCAGCAGGAGGAGAGAACCCUGCUGUCUCCCUUUAGCUUUCUGUACCAGGAGGUUUGUGAAGCCUUGCGAAAAGAAGCCCUCCUCAACAAACGAGCACCUGCAGUUCACCAAUCUGUUCCUGAGUGGACUGCUGUCAAAGACUCAAGCAAGUCUGAUGGGACUACUGGUAUCUCCUGUUUUAUUGAAGAAAAAAAGAGCCUUGUUGAAGGCUUACUUGUCCAGUAGCGUCAAGGUCCACCUGGAGGGCUUACCCUGUCAUACUGGUGAUGGAUUGAACAAAGUUCACGUUUUGCCCCACUUUCUUUGGAUUCUACGAUGCAUCUUCGAGACAGGGAGCAAAGAUGUUGCUAAGAUGACAGCAAAAGGCAUCACAGCAAGUUUUAUCAAGCUGGGCUACUGUAACGUGUACUCAGGUGACUGCACGGCCAUAAACUUUGUGCUGCAGCACCGCCAAAAGCACCUGGGGCUCGACAUGGACAACAACAAUAUCAGUGACUAUGGGGUGAAGCAGCUCCAGCCUUCGUUUUGCAAGAUGACAGUUGUAAGAUUGUGUGUCAAUAACCUAACAGACAGGAGUAUUGAGGUUCUGGCAGAAGAGCUGUGCAAACACAAGGUUGUGAAGGUUUUGGGGCUUUACAACAACAACAUCACUGAUGCUGGAGCCAAACUGGUCGCUCAGAUCAUUGAAGAAUGUCCUCAGCUGGCAGUUGUGAAGAUCGGUAAAAACAAGAUCACACCUGUGGGUGGGAGGUAUCUGGCCAGGGCGGUUAAGAAGAGCGCUUCCAUAUUCGACUUGGGGAUGUGGGGCAACAGCAUCGGUGAUGAGGGAGCUGAAGCUUUUGCAGAAGCCUUGAGGAAUCACCCACGUCUCACCAACCUCAGCCUGGCAGCCAAUGGCAUCACAUCCAAUGGAGGAAAGUGUCUGGCAGAAGCUCUGAAGGAGAACACAGUCCUGAGGAUAUUCUGGUUGGUGCAGAAUGAGAUGAUGGACGAUUCAGCUCCACACUGGGCCGAGUUAAUCCAGGCCGACACUGGACUGAGUCACCUCUGGUUCAUCAACAACAAGUUCACAGCUGCUGGGAUCCAACACUUUGCUGAAGCGCUAGCUACCAACUCCAAGCUCAAGGAGAUCUGCGUGAAAGGAAACCAGCUCUCUGAGGAGGAACAGAAGCGGUUUGAGUCGGACAAACGACUCCUGUUCCACUGACAGGAUCGCUCUGCUCUUCAUGGAUCAGAAACACAAACACCUUUUCUGCUGCUGCGCUUCAACCAAUUCAACAACAUCACUUCCUGUUGUCCACGAGUUGAGCAGGAUGGACUCUGUGUUCUCAGAAACAAGCACUGGGAUUCAGUGGGAUGUAGUUUCUGAUGUGAACCAAGACGCUUCAGAAACAUCAGUACACUCUGAACAUGAUGUUCUGGAAUCAAAAUGUCUGCAUGUCAGUCAUCAUCAACUCUCUGACAGAGGGGUCGACGACUAGUUGAACCUGUUGGCCAAAAUAUGUAAUCAUUUUCCUAAAAGCAUUGUGAUAUGUAAAAUCUCAUAAUUACUUAAAAAAAUACUAUAUCCUAGUUAUAUUUUUCACCUACGUAACUCGUCAUUUUUUCAGCUGCGCUAUGCAUGCUGGGCCGAUGAUGUGGGCAAGUUAUAUAGAGUCGAGCCUUUAAACUAAACACAAGAAGUCAAGGGCAGAAAACAUUGGGUUGGGGCAAACUGUCUUAAAGUUUUGAUGUGCAGCUAUACACAAGAUAGAUAUCUUGUGUAUAUCUAUAUCUUGUGUAUACAACAGCUGUUGUACAUGACUGGCCUGUGCUAUACUGUUUACUAUGUUAGCUAGAGCUAACACCGUUAGAAGGAGUUGGCAUGAAAUCAAAAAUUGGAAGAUAAUGAAUGGAUGUUUUGCCUGACAAUGAUUCAUUUUUACGUCUCUGUAACACACACACAUUUUUUAUUUUUUAUCCCAGUGCUCAUUGUGCAUAGCUUGAGUUAGAAACUGGAGCUCUUUGCAGCUAACGCUCUUCUUCUGUGUUAGCAUUAACAGGCAGCGGCAGCACAAACACCAGCUUUUUCGGCUGACUCUCCCUUCCUCAUUUUAGUUUCCCCUCAUUGUUUUUGCAUCACCUUUUAUUUCAACGCUCCAGUUCAAAUUGAAAGGGCUGAGCUUUACUCAUUGCGCAAAAAACACAGUUUUGGCUGGACAGAGCUGUAGCACAUAGCAUACUCUUCUACCAUGGUAGAAGAGUGGCAAUAUUUGUGACAAUAUUUUAUUUAAAUAUGUGAAAAACGCCUCUCAAUGUCUAUUGCUGCUACUAAUCGUGGAUCCCUUUAA
Molecule: messenger RNA, 4272 nt
Organism: Poecilia reticulata (guppy)
Lineage: Eukaryota; Metazoa; Chordata; Actinopteri; Cyprinodontiformes; Poeciliidae
Gene: nod1
Product: nucleotide-binding oligomerization domain containing 1
Biological process (GO): positive regulation of MHC class II biosynthetic process; positive regulation of transcription by RNA polymerase II; positive regulation of MHC class I biosynthetic process
Molecular function (GO): protein binding
Source: RefSeq, a predicted model, not a curated record